AUGAUGUUACUGUUAAGAUUUUUUAGAUUUAAUUUAAUUCUUAGUUUUAUUCUUUCUUAUCUAGCUUUAUUUAUGACAAAAAAGAAGAAGGAAAAUCGAGAAAAGAGAUCAGCUUUUGAAUGUGGAUUUGACCCAAAAAGAAAUUCUCGGCUUCCUUUUUCUCUGCGAUUUUUUUUAAUUACUGUUAUUUUUUUAAUUUUUGAUGUUGAAAUUAUUCUUUUAUUACCAUAUUUAAUCUCUAGUAACAUAAGUUCAGACGUUUUUUCGUUAAUUACAGCUAUUCUUAUUAUUUUAGUUUUAUUGGGAGGAACUUUAUAUGAAUGAGCUCAGGGAAGGUUAAAAUGGGUAAAUAGUUAA
Molecule: messenger RNA, 357 nt
Organism: Liolophura sinensis
Lineage: Eukaryota; Metazoa; Mollusca; Polyplacophora; Chitonida; Chitonidae
Source: the annotation of a RefSeq genome assembly